CUCUCUCCCCAGGAUCCCAUCUCUCCCAAAUCUCUCUCCCCAACCUCUCCCCAAGCAGGCGGCGCGCUCCCACCUCGCCUCCGGCCGCGUCCCACCUCGCGGGCUGCCCCGGCCCCGCCUGCACCCACCAGCGGCCCGCCCGCGCCCCGCCCCAGCUCUGCCCGCGCCGGCGCCCGCGCCCCACCAGCGCCUGCGCCGGCGGCCCGGCCCAACCUCGUCUCCGGCCGCGCUCCGCCCCGCCUGCCAUGGUUUCGUCGCGCACCCACCACAUGACCGCCUCCUCCCCUCCCACCUCCACCCCCAAUGGCGGAUGCUAAUCGACCCACUCUUGUUCCGCUCGAAGCAGCCCCAGACCGACGCCGGGCCAGGGGUCGGCGCCCGUGGCGAGCUGAGAGGCGGUGUCUUCACCAAGUCCGGCGCCGGCAAGGGUUUCGCGUCUCGCGUGUAGGUUGUGGUCUAUCAGCUGUAGACGCGAGAUUUGUCUUUGCUUGAAGUGGUUCACAGUAAAACGGAGACGGGUUAGCGUUGUUCCUGAAAUCUGUUGGUUCAUGGGGAGUCAGACAAUGGCAUCACAGGCUGGGGGAGGAGGCGGGGGCGGCAGUGGCAGUGCUGGCGCAGUGCAACGCGGGCAGAUGCAGAACCUGGCAAGACAAGGGUCUCUGUAUAGCCUCACCCUUGACGAGGUGCAGAGCCAUUUGGGAGAACCCCUGCAUAGCAUGAACCUUGAUGAGUUGCUCAAGAGUGUCUUUCCUGAUGGUCUGGACCAUGAUGGUGGCACUACCAGUCAGUAUGAGCAGACUUCAAGCCUCUUGAGACAGGGGAGCAUCACCAUGCCACCUGAGCUUAGCAAGAAGACAGUGGAUGAGGUGUGGAAAGGCAUCCAGGAUGCACCGAAGAGAAAUGUCACAGAGAGUGGUAGGAGGAGACGGGAGCGGCAGCCGACACUUGGGGAGAUGACGCUUGAGGAUUUCUUGGUGAAAGCUGGGGUCGUCACCCAAGGAUAUCUGAAGGACUUGAAUGAUGUAGGCAAUGUGGAGCCGGUUGGUAGUGCUGGGCCUGCCGGUUUGACAGCUGGAGCACAGUGGUUAGACCACUAUCAGCACCAGAUUACAGCUAUCGAGCCCCAUCAGCAUGGGCAACACGGCGUGCCAGGUGCUUAUAUGCCGAGUCAGUUAGCCCUUCAGCCACUGAAUGUUGGGCCGGGUGCUAUUCUGGAAUCAUACUCUGAGGGCCAUAUUACUUCGCCAAUGAUGGGUGCACUUUCUGAUUCCCCAACACCUGGUAGGAAGCGUGGUGCCCCAGGAGAUGUGGCGGAUAAGUUGAUGGAGAGAAGGCAGAAAAGGAUGAUAAAGAAUAGGGAGUCAGCUGCUCGUUCAAGGGCUAGGAAGCAGGCCUACACUAAUGAACUGGAAAACAAGGUAUCUCGAUUAGAAGAGGAGAAUGAGAGGCUAAAGAGGCAAAAGGUACUAUGUCAUUCCCUUUUGCGAGAAAGCGUUGUUUUCUUGCUCCAUGUCAGGUUAUCUGAUAAGUGACAGGAAAUAUAUGUGAUUACCCUUACUAACACUUGGAUCUAUUUUAAUUCUCACUGUGAAGCUACUUUUAAGACCUGUAUUUAUAUAAACAUCACUAAACCUCCUAUAGUUUGUAACCUCCAUUUGCUUUAUAGUUGUAGCAUAUAUUUUGCUUCCAUUACUGGAGAUAAACCAUGUAAAACAUUUAUUGGAGUAGAUGCAUGUACCAAGGGCUAAUUCUUAUCUGUAAUUGUAGCUGACUAUUUGGGGUUAUCUUUUAUUUACCUUCUCAUCAAAAGUCCAAUAUUGUUAAGGUUAUGUUAUGAAUCACAGUCAUCAACAGGUUACAUUAUGCUAUGGUGGAUUAUGCGCCAAAAAGUAGAUCAACAUGUUCAUUGAAAAAUUCUGAGAGUCACUUUACAUUUUCUGGGGAUGUGAAUGUACAGCAACAUUCUGAUUUUCUGUCCUACAUCAGAAAGGGAUGGAUCUAAUCCCUCUAUAAUAGAGAGGUGUUGUUUGUUGUUAUCAUUUUGUUGUGGAAACUGUCUUUCUGAAGUUUUCCUGGAUGACUCAAAAGUCCUAUAAGUUUAGUUUUAGUGUAACUUGGUAUAUUUCAUAUGUUGAGUAUAUUUUGAACUGCAUAAGUUUGAGUUCUACUUUAUAUUACGGCUUCAGAUUUCACUUACAACUUCAGUAACAUUAUCACUACUACCGUUCUUAUCUUUAUAUAUGCUACUUUUGAUUGAUGAUUUGUAACUGCAAAUUCGGAAUUGAUAUCCUUAUAACGGUGAUAGUUAUAACUUUACAUUUUAUACGACCACCAAUUCAAUCAGUCUGUUGCUUGAUAGCCUUACCUAUGUGUUUUGGUAACCUUCAGUUGUAAUCCUAACAACAAUUACUGAUCCACAGCUCAAGCUUAGUUCUUGUUGAGGCGAUUUUGUUUUGUUGGUUGCAUAUAAUGAUGAUGCUGAUUGCAUUAGAUGGCUAUUUCAUUACUAAAUGAUUCUCUUACAGUUGUAGUAAGAUUAUUGGAAAUUGAGCUAGACUGAAGCAAUUUUCUGAUACUGUGUUCUCACAAUUUAUUUCCUGUGUGGCAAAAAAAAAAUCGAAACCGUGAUAAGCCCUCUGCCACUGAUGCAAAAACUCAGAUGCUUGCAAAUAAUUUGUUGGCUUGAUUUUUUGCUUGUUUUAUUCAAUUUAAUACAGUUCCCACAAUAGGUUAUCAUAUUCCUGUACUCCAAUGAAAUUAA
Panicum hallii is the source of this 2761-nucleotide messenger RNA. RefSeq names its product ABSCISIC ACID-INSENSITIVE 5-like protein 2. The transcript has 4 exons. The coding region runs from base 549 to 1532 and encodes 327 amino acids. Gene Ontology annotation, cellular component: nucleus. NCBI's taxonomy places the organism in Eukaryota, Viridiplantae, Streptophyta, Magnoliopsida, Poales, Poaceae. Gene Ontology annotation, biological process: positive regulation of DNA-templated transcription. Gene Ontology annotation, molecular function: DNA-binding transcription factor activity. The record is from RefSeq and is a predicted model, not a curated record.